Messenger RNA from Aaosphaeria arxii CBS 175.79, 1130 nucleotides. RefSeq lists its product as uncharacterized. The transcript has 3 exons. The record is from RefSeq and is a predicted model, not a curated record. NCBI's taxonomy places the organism in Eukaryota, Fungi, Ascomycota, Dothideomycetes, Pleosporales. The coding region runs from base 93 to 794 and encodes 233 amino acids.
CUGUCGUCGUUCUCUCAUGUACCUGCAGAAGAGGGUCCAUAGCUCCAGCUUGAAGAACACCUUGGACUAAAGCUCCACCAACUCAAUACACCAUGCCUUCUCCAUAUCCACGCGAACCAGUCUACACCGACGACUACGGUGGUAGACAAAUCCCACCACAAGAUCCAUAUCGCGAUCAAAGGCGCAGGCGCUACGAGGACGACGACUACGACCGACCUAGAGGAGGACCACGACCACAAAGACGUCAAACCUACCGCGAACCCCCAAAGCACUACCACUCAGACUCAGACUCAGAGAGUCCACCCCCACGGCCACCUCGCCGUCACAGAUCCCCCGCGGCGCCACGACCAAGACACCGAGACGAGUACGACACAGACUACUACCACGACCGCCCUCGUCGCUACGAGCGUCCCCGCGACGAAGAAUACUUCUCAGACAACCGCCACAACCGUCCGCGCAGAGAUCCCUACGAUGAUCCGCGCCCGCGACGAGACCCCUACGAUGACCCGCGACCCAGGCCUCGCGAUCCUUACGACGACCCGCGCCCUCGUCGCGACCACCAUUAUGACGACUACGACAGGCCGCGACGUCGUGACGACCGGGACCGUUACCCCGAGCGUCGGGAGCGCGACGACAGGCGCGUAAAGCGGCCCGGCACCAGUCGCAAGGACAGCAAGUGGCAGGACCAAGCCAAGGACAUGUUCUUGCAGUACGCAGUGCCGGUGAUCAAAGCCGAGGGCGGGAAGAUGAUGAAGAAGCAGAUUGGAAACUUCAUCGCCAAGCAGGGACGAUGAUCGCAAUUACUUAUGAGCCGAUGCUUUGGUUGUCGUUCAUGAUUUGAUGUUUGAAGGAGUAUCUUAUGACUGGGUUUCGAAUUUCGGGUUUUAUCUGUGGAUGGCAGGCUUCUUUUUCUUUUGGGAGGCAUCUGAGGAGGGCCCCUGUAUAACGAAUCGAUAAAAACAAUCACGACUUCUGGCGUUUAGCGCAUAGCGUACGGGGUGAAUAUGGAUUUCAGCUCAAUCUCUGUUGGCACAAAUUCCUUAAUACCAAGACAAACAAACACAUAAUGAGAAUUAACGAAACAACUCUUUUUCGACUUCACAGCAUUGAAGUUGCGAACACACCACACC